UGUGGUGGUUUCCUCUACGCAAAGAGUUUUCUCUCUGAUACCUACAAAAGCUCUAUAUAUAAAUAUACAAACCCAAACCCAAACCCACUUUCCUCCUUCUCUCCUCUCCCAUCCUUACUCAGCCCAACCCAAACGCCAUUACCGAGAACCAAUCUCAAACCGUGUCCCCUCUCUCUCUCUCUCUCUCUCUCAGUCUUUGACAGAUAGCCGAACCCUGAAUCCACUACCUUCCUUCUAAUCUUGCCGACAAUAUUGCUCUUCUGCUCCUUUUAUUUGACUGAUUUUUCUUUCUUGUGUAUCUACUUUGAUCUGAAACCCCAAAUCGCUGUCUGGGUAUCGGAGAUUGUUGGUCAAUUUGUUUAUUUCUUGUGGCAGCUCUACUGAUUGUUGAAGUAUUUAGGAGUAGUAUUUGAAUUUGUUAUUUGCUUUUUAGUAUAUAUGGGCUAAGGUGUACAUUUCAUGGGAGGCAUAGAGGAUGAAGAACCACCCUCAAAACGUGUAAAAAUAUACUCUGGAAAGUUGGGAGAUCUUUUGAACGGAAUGUCUCAUAGAGAGCCUGCAAAUUGCUCUCUAGCGUUCCAAGGGGAGGACGAAGUUGUUGGUUCAAAAGGAGUUGUCAAGAAAGUUGAAUUUGUUCGAAUCAUAGCUGAGGCAUUAUAUUCUCUUGGUUAUAAGAAGACUGCAGAACAACUAGAGGAAGAAUCGGGGAUACGUUUGCAUUCUGCAGUUGUAAAUUUGUUUAUGCAGCAAAUCCUUGAUGGAAAGUGGGAUGAAAGUGUAGCUACUUUACAUCGAAUUGGUAUAGUGGAUGAAACCAUUAUAAAGUUGGUAUCUUUUUUGAUAUUUGAGCAGAAAUUUUUUGAGCACUUGGAUGGAGAUGAUGUCAUGGGUGCUUUGAAAACUUUGAGGACAGAUAUAGCUCCUCUAUGCAUAAAGAGUGAUCGAGUCCGUGAGCUAUCCUCAUGUAUCACAUCUCCUCCACCAAAGGCUCUUGUUGGGAUAUCAAGUCUGGGUACUCUGAGGGUGAAGUCUCGCUCAAAAUUGCUGGAAGAAUUGCAGAGAUUACUUCCGCCUACCGUUAUGAUACCUGAAAAGAGAUUGGUACAGCUUGUUGAACAGGCUCUUGACUUGCAGCUUGAUGGUUGUAGGUUUCACAACUCUUUUGUGGGUGAAAUGUCAUUACUCACUGAUCAUCAGUGUGGCAGAGAUCAAAUCCCUUCUCGAACUUUACAGAUCUUGCAGGAGCAUAAGGAUGAAGUCUGGUUUUUGCAGUUUUCUUAUGAUGGGAAAUACUUGGCCUCAUCAUCUGUAGAUUGUUCGGUUAUUAUAUGGGAGGUCAAACAAGAUGGUCAAGUCUGCUUGAAGCAUCGGCUUAAUGGUCACCAAAAACCUGUGAGUUAUGUUUCGUGGAGUCCUGAUAACAAUCAGAUUCUCACCCUUGGAAUGGAGGAAGUUGUUAGACGAUGGGAUGUGGCAUCUGGGGAAUGUGUUCAUGUUUACGAGAAAAGUGGUCUAGGUUUGAUCUCUUGUGGAUGGGCUUCCGAUUGCCACAGAAUAUUUACUGGUGUUAACGACAAAAGCAUAGUGAUGUGGGAUGUAAAUGGUAAGGAGUUGGAAUGUUGGAAAGGGCACACCGAUAAGAUAUCGGACAUUGGGAUCAGUAGCGAUGGGAAGCAGAUUGUUUCUCUUGGUAAAGAUAAUGUGAUAGUUGUAUUUGCAUGGGAGACCAAAACCGAGAAAUAUAUUGUGGAGGAUAAACACAUAACGUCGUUUGUAUUAUCGAGAGAUGAUAAGAGUGUUCUGGUUAGUCUGUUGAACCAAGAAAUCCAUGUUUGGAAUAUAGACGGAAGUGUCAAGUGUAUAGCCAAAUAUAAGGGCCACAAGCGGUGCCGCUAUGUCGUGAGGUCGUGUUUCGGUGGACUAGAUCAAGCGUUCAUCGCUAGUGGAAGUGAGGACUCACAGGUUUACAUAUGGCAUAGAGGGUCGGGAGAGCUUGUUGGGAUGCUGCGGGGGCAUUCUGGGACCGUAAACUGUGUGAGCUGGAACCCGGUGAACCCUCACAUGCUGGCGUCUGCAAGUGAUGACCGGACAAUUCGCAUAUGGGGAUUGGAGCAGGUAAACAUGAAGAAGAAGGAGGCUAACGGCGUUGUUGUUAGUAACGGCGUCCACUAUUGCAAUGGUGGAACCUGAAAGCAUAAUAAUCUCAGCAUGUUUGUGUUUCACCAAAGGUUUCUUUCCCAAACCAUUGCUUUUAUAUAUGUAAAUUCUUUGUCAAGCUGACAUUUAUAUGGAACAAGAAUGUGAAAUCUGCAUUCCCUUCGCCUUCAGUAAUAAACCUGUACUUUUGAUUCUCA
Molecule: messenger RNA, 2354 nt
Organism: Ipomoea nil (Japanese morning glory)
Lineage: Eukaryota; Viridiplantae; Streptophyta; Magnoliopsida; Solanales; Convolvulaceae
Product: WD repeat-containing protein 26-like
Exons: 5
Coding region: 460-2190 (576 amino acids)
Molecular function (GO): protein binding
Source: RefSeq, a predicted model, not a curated record